Messenger RNA from Salvia hispanica, 1589 nucleotides. RefSeq lists its product as uncharacterized. The record is from RefSeq and is a predicted model, not a curated record. Gene Ontology annotation, molecular function: histone binding. Gene Ontology annotation, biological process: DNA replication-dependent chromatin assembly; CENP-A containing chromatin assembly. Gene Ontology annotation, cellular component: nucleoplasm. Lineage: Eukaryota; Viridiplantae; Streptophyta; Magnoliopsida; Lamiales; Lamiaceae.
UUUUUCAAUUGUCAAUCGAUUUGCGCCAGAGGGUUUUGCUUAACAUUUCCCGUUUGAUUGAGGUUUUUCCAGUUUCUUGUUUGUUAAUUUGAAAAUGGCAGAUGGCGCGGCGGAUUCCAGAGUGCAAGGACCCGCUGACGAUCGAAACCCCAACUCUGUCAAUGCGGUGAUUGAAUCCAGCGAUGGUGGUGCCCCCGCAGAAUCCACCUGCAACAACAACAAUGCUUCUAAAAUAUCCGCCGUCCCUAACGACGAUGAACGAGAACAGACCUUGGAAUUUGCCGACGAGUUGAUGGCUCGUGGCUCUAAAGCCGCCAAGGAUGGCGAUUACGCCGAAGCCACUGAUUGCUACAGCCGUGCCCUAGAAAUCAGGGUUGCGAAAUUUGGCGAACUUGCUCCAGAGUGUGUUGCUGCUUACUAUAAAUAUGGAUGUGCUCUGCUGUACAAAGCACAAGAGGAGUCUGAUCCCCUGGGCUCUAUGCCAAAAAAGGAGGGUGUCUCUCGUGAAGAUUCCAGUAAAGAAAGUUCAUCAAAACUUCACGUCAAUGGCCAAUCUUCAGAUACCUCACCUGCAAAAAAUGUGGAGCAAGAUGUGAAAGCUGAAGAUGAAGGAGACAGUGAGAGUGAUGCUGAAGACCAACCUGAUGGUGAUGAGGAUGAGUCUGACCUUGAUUUGGCUUGGAAGAUGCUUGAUGUUGCUCGUGCCAUCGUUGAGAAGGGCUCAGGUGACACAAUAGAAAAGGUGGACAUAUUGUCAGCUUUGGCAGAAGUAGCUCUAGAAAGAGAGGAUGUUGAGACUUCACAGAGUGACUACUUGAAGGCACUCUCUAUGUUGGAGCGCUUGGUUGAACCUGAUAGUCGGCUUAUUGCUGAGCUGAACUUUAGGAUAUGCUUGUGUCUUGAAAUUGGUUCGAAACCAGAAGAAGCUAUUCCAUAUUGCCAAAAAGCUAUUUCAGUUUGCAAGUCAAGAGUUCAGCGACUUUCAGAUGAAGCAAAGAGCUUACCAGCAGAAGCAUCAACCACUACUGAGACAGGACCAACUGUUCUUGAUAAAAAGUCAGAGAUUGAAACACUGAUUGGUCUCUGUGGGGAACUAGAAAAGAAGCUUGAAGACCUUCAACAGCUUGUCUCAAACCCAAAAUCUAUCCUCUCAGAUAUCCUGGGUGGGAUUAUGUCUGCAAAAGCUAGGGCUCUUGAGAAGAAUGAACCAGCAAUGAGCUCAUCGCAGAUGGGUACUGUCACCACUGUUGGAGCAGACUCUCCAGCUGUUUCUACAGCUCACACAAGUGGCGAUGCUGGAGUGACACAUCUAGGCGUGGUGGGAAGAGGAGUCAAGCGAGUCGUGAUGAGUUCGACUGCAGAAUCAAGCCCUGCUAAGAAACCUGCAAUAGAUACCUCAAACAAUGCCGGAACAAAUGAGAAGAAUGAAUAGUUUUAGCCCUAUGCUUAUAUGUUGCCUUCAACUAUUUUGCUGCGUCUAUGUUUCAUUUUAUGGACUGGACUCCCUUAAGAUAAUGUAAUUCGGCUUCUGAUUUAAGGUUUGCAGAUUUCAUGUCCGGCUAUAAAAAGAAAUCUACCUUAUGGUUUCA